CUCUUCAGCAUGGCGACCGGAGCUUCUUCGCAGAAAAUUGCCCUUAUCACAGGCAUAACUGGACAGGAUGGGUCUUACUUGGCAGAGUUCCUGAUUGGUAAAGGAUAUGAGGUGCACGGUAUCAUCAGAAGAGCAAGUACAUUCAACACUUCAAGGAUAGAACACUUGUAUGCCGACCCAAAAUGUCACACAGAGGGGUCCAUGCAUCUGCACUAUGGAGACCUUACAGACAGUACCUGUCUGGUGAAGAUCAUUAGCGUAGUCCAGCCUCACGAAAUCUACAAUCUUGGUGCGCAAAGUCAUGUGAAGGUGUCAUUUGAACUUGCUGAGUACACCGCUAACGUUGACGCUGUGGGAACUCUUCGGUUACUAGAUGCCAUGCGUACUUGUAAGAAACUUCUACCCGAGAAUGUCAAGUUCUACCAAGCAUCCACCAGCGAAAUGUUCGGCAAAGUUCAGGAAAUCCCGCAGAAAGAGACCACGCCAUUUUAUCCACGAUCCCCGUAUGGUGUGGCUAAGGUGUACGCCUACUGGAUAGUUGUGAACUACAGGGAGGCAUAUGACAUGUAUGCAUGUAAUGGAAUCCUUUUCAACCACGAAAGUCCCAGGAGAGGUGAAACAUUUGUGACACGUAAAGUAACAAGAGCUGUGGCCAAAAUUAAGCUUGGUCAGCAGGAAGAAAUUCAGCUCGGAAACCUCGACUCGAAGAGAGAUUGGGGCCACGCUAAGGAUUAUGUUGAGGCUAUGUGGUUAAUGCUUCAACAAGAAAAACCAGAAGACUUUGUGAUAUCAACUGGAGAAAGUCACAGCGUACGGGAGUUUGUAGAAAAGGCAUUCAAAGUGAUAGGUAUCGAAAUUGGAUGGGAAGGCAAUGGAGUUGAAGAGGUCGGCAAAGACAAGGCAACUGGUGUUGUCAGAGUAAGGAUCAAUCCUAAGUACUACAGACCUACAGAAGUGGAAUUCCUUCAAGGAGACUGUUCAAAGGCGAAAGAAAACCUAAAAUGGCAGCCGAAGUAUUCAUUUGAUAUGCUUGUUGAAGAGAUGGUGAAGAGUGAUAUAGACCUAAUGAAAUCCAAUCCAACAGCAUGAUGAAUGAGAGACAAUUUAGUUUUUAAUUGCAGGUGUGAGAUGAGAUGAUGAGAAGAAUGAAGCAUUUGAGUUUUGACAGAUUCUGUGCCAUUUUGGAAACAUCUUUGUAAUACACAUGGCUGCGAUUAGAGCUAUCAAUUUGCAAAUUGUAUGGAAAUUGACAAUACUAACCGUAACAGUUUUAUAAAUGUUAAACUGAUAUUGUGGGUUUUUUUUGUAGUAAUUACACGAGAUAUUAUCUGUAGGUAUAGUUUUCAUAGCUGCUGAAGAGGUUGUCUUGCAUAAUAUAAUUUUUAGUGCUACUGUUUUUUUAGUGUAUGUAAACAAUUCAUCAGGAUUUGAUAUGUAUCACAAUGUUUCCACUCCCUCUAUAUAUCAUUUCAAAAUGACUUUCAU
This is a messenger RNA of Ylistrum balloti, 1485 nucleotides long. RefSeq names its product GDP-mannose 4,6 dehydratase-like. Lineage: Eukaryota; Metazoa; Mollusca; Bivalvia; Pectinida; Pectinidae. The record is from RefSeq and is a predicted model, not a curated record. Gene Ontology annotation, molecular function: GDP-mannose 4,6-dehydratase activity. The transcript is spliced from 12 exons. The coding region runs from base 10 to 1089 and encodes 359 amino acids. Gene Ontology annotation, biological process: GDP-mannose metabolic process.